Messenger RNA from Solanum stenotomum, 829 nucleotides. RefSeq lists its product as uncharacterized. Gene Ontology annotation, molecular function: zinc ion binding. Bases 283 to 765 code for a protein of 160 amino acids. The transcript has a single exon. The record is from RefSeq and is a predicted model, not a curated record. Lineage: Eukaryota; Viridiplantae; Streptophyta; Magnoliopsida; Solanales; Solanaceae.
AGAAAAAAUUGAUGUGGUGGUGUGCAUGGAGUACCUAUGAAGAAAAAUUCAAAGACACUUUGAAGGUGUUAGGAAAGGUGGAUGAAGAUUCAACUAGUGAUCUUCUUCAUUUUCCUGUAAUUAAAUGGUGUAGGGCAUAUUUUGAUACUCAAUGUAAGAAUCUAAUGGUAGACAAUAACUUCACCGAGUCUUUUAACAGUUGGAUACUUGAAGCUAGACAAAAACCAAUCAUUAAAAUGUUGGAGGAAAUUAGAUUGAAGGUGAUGAAUAUGUUGGUGAAAAAUGAAAAAAUGGGCAGAAAAAUGGCAAAAUGAUAUCAGUCCAACAGCUAUGAAAUUGUACAAUGACUAUCGAUUAAUGGCUACCAAUUGUACAGUUGAGUUCAAUGGAGAUUAUGGUUAUGAAGUGAAAGAUGGAGACACGGACACACAUACAGUGAAUUUGGAGUUGAAGAAAUGCACUUGUAGAUUAUGGAACUUGGGUGGAAUACCAUGUCACCAUAUCAUCAAGGCACUUUUGCAUAAAAAAACUGAACCAUUGAAAGAGGUUCAUUACUGGUACAGAAAAGAGGCUUAUUUGUUAACAUACAAGCACAAGUUCCAACCAGUUAGGGGUUCUCAAUUCUGGAAAAUCGACCCUGCUCAAGCAAUGGAACCUCCGAAAAUGGUAAAACUUGUUGGCAGACCCAAGAUGAAAAGAAAUAGAGAAACUGAUGAGGCAAGUUUGAGAAAUAGGUCUGGAAGCAGUCAAGAAAAGGAACUCUAAUGAGAUGCAACAAGUGUGGUGAUUUCAAUCACAAUGCUAAGGGAUGUUAUAAGGUAAUCUCUCU